Molecule: messenger RNA, 1753 nt
Organism: Drosophila ananassae
Lineage: Eukaryota; Metazoa; Arthropoda; Insecta; Diptera; Drosophilidae
Product: filamin-A
Exons: 3
Coding region: 572-1381 (269 amino acids)
Biological process (GO): actin cytoskeleton organization
Molecular function (GO): actin filament binding
Source: RefSeq, a predicted model, not a curated record
AUUCUUUUCUAGGAGGAUUCUAAACUUUUAUCCGCCAAACCGUCACAUCGUAUACCUACCUACCGUACAAAUUUAAAUCAUAUUUAUAUGAUCAUAAAAAGUUAUUUUAAAAUGUUUUUAACAAAACGCAGUUUUUAAAUUAGUUAUAUUCCUUGAUUUUUGAAAGACUGUGAUUAGGAACAUUUUACGGUUCAAUUUUCAUAAAUAAAUGGUUUCUGUUCGUCCUCUCUUGUUUGAAUUGGAAACCGGACUGGCUAUCCGGCACUCGACUCCGCAUAGAAACCAAACAUCCAUGUAUAUUUGGCAGCCUGCCCGGCAAACAAAUAUCAUAAACACUCGCCCAUGGGCCCCACGAGGAGGAGGGGCCAGUACCGAGAUCGAGAUUCAAGCAUUUCGAGAGCAUCCGCGGCAAUUGAGAUAUUUCGAAAUGAGAGGAAGAUCGAAAAGAUCAGUCAGUUUAAGGAGCAGCCGCAGGCCAGUCCACACUCCGGAAAGUCGCUAAUUAUUAGUGGAAAAAUAUUCAUAAAUAGUAAAAAAAAAAAAACUAAAAUAUCCAACGAAUAUUAGCGGCAUGUUCAAGGUGUCACAGGAGAUGCGUCUGAAUACCCAGGCAGUCGCCCCCGCCUCCAAUCCGAGUGGGAGUGGCAUAGAUGGGAAUAGUCCGGAGGAGGGUGGUAUUUUUGGACGCUACCAGCGCACGCCCGAUGCGGAUGCCUAUCCCUCGGAGCCGCCACGGGUUUAUGUGGCGCCCGAACUGACCGAUGCCGGCAAGGUGCAGCUGCUGCACUUUCCCAGCGGAGCGGUCAGGGUCAAUAGCCCUGUUGGCUUUGUCAUCAAGCGGAACGGAGUCAAGGGAAACUUUGAAGUGCGUGUGGAGAGCCCAACCGGGCAACCCAUCCAGCCUGUCCACCAGAAGCAGCUGGACCCGGAACGAUUUCAGAUCGACUGUCUUAUAAGUGCCGGAGCUGGGCUCUACAAGGUGCACAUAAAGUGCAACUCUGUGACACUGCCGAGGUCACCGUUUAUCAUAGUAGCCAUUGCUGGGAGUCCGGAAGCCAUAGAGGGCAAGCCAAUUGAUUCAGCAGUACCCAGCUUGGAGUCGGAUGCCAAUAAGGUUCACAGCCGGGGCUUGGGUCUCACUCACGUGAGUCUGGUGGAGCGCAACGAGUUCACCGUGGAUUGCAGUCAGGCUGGGAACAACAUGCUGCUGGUGGGCAUUCUCGGACAGCGAGGUCCCAGCGAGGAGGUGGUGGUCAAACACUUAGGCCGAAAUGUGCACCGGGUUAGCUACCGAGUCUGCGAUCCUGGCGACUACAUUCUGGUGGCGAAGUGGGGAGACCAGCACAUUCCCGGAUCUCCGUUCAAACUCAGCGCCGAGUAGGGCUUCAGACAUGAUGAGAGUCAACCGCUCCUAUCAUCAUUCCUACCUGGAGGCGAAGUGUACCUAAUGAUGAUAACAUCCAGCCACUUUAUGUGCAUUAUAGAACGCUUUUUGUUGCCUUGUUUCCCCCAUCGCUUUUGGGUACUGAUGGUGUCUUCGACUUUCAACCUAAUGAUGAUGACCGGAACGCCGUACCAUGGGGAAUAAAAACAAAUAUCAGAGUCUACAGUCAAGAAAACACAAAUAGUUUCGAAAGAACGGAAGUUUUAUAUUUUUUAUUUAAUUAUUAAUAACUACAUAAAUUGCCAAAACAUGAUACGUACUAGAAAUAUUAGUUUUAAUGAUUAUAAAUAAAAUAUAUUGUAAAUUUGU